AUGGAUCUUGAAGAUGAUGAUAAUGAUAAUACCAAAGGUUGUAAUAUUAUCAAAGGUGGUAAUGAUACUAAAGGUGUUGAUGAAUCGAAUGAUGACGAUGAUAAGAAAUUCGAAGGAUCCAGUUCCAACACAGGAUCCUCUGAUGAACAAAUUGCAGAUCCUUUUUCUAUUUUGGAACUCCGAGAUAGUGUUGAUAAAUUUAAUUCCAUAGUUGGCACUGUCAAUGCCAAAGUUGGAUCACUUGUCUCCAAAAUCGAUUUAGUGAUAAAAUCCCUUUCCAAGAUCAAGGUUGUUGUUCCCUAUGAACUUGAUAGAGCCAACCAACUAGAUCAACUCAUCUCUCUUCGACUAAAACAUACAUUGGAAGAAGAUGAGCAGAGAGACAAAGUCAAUAUAAAUCACCACAUCUCCACCACGUCUACAAUGCUUAAUAUUAACGACGUUCUGAUUUUUGCUACCAAUGAACUCAUCAAGUAUACUCAUAUUCAUCAUGAAAAACAAAUUCAAAGAUUGGAGUAG
Molecule: messenger RNA, 519 nt
Organism: Lactuca saligna
Lineage: Eukaryota; Viridiplantae; Streptophyta; Magnoliopsida; Asterales; Asteraceae
Source: the annotation of a GenBank genome assembly